AUGCUUCAUCCCAUAAAAAGAUCCUAUGGGAGACCUUGUAUCAAUCAGGCAAUACCCAAACACUCCUUGAUUAUUCCAAGAAGACAUUACUCAAUAAAUGAUCUUGAAAGGGCUAAAGCUAAGCAACAGGAAUUUGAACAGGAUGAAUACAAAGAGUUUCAAGAGUUUAAGAAAUGGAAAGAACAUAGUGCUAGACAGCUGGCUGAAACCAAACCAAAAAGAAUCGUUGUUGCAAUUACUGGUGCUACUGGUGUUGCCAUAGGUGUUAAGGUACUAGAAAUGUUGAAAAAGUUGAAUGUUGAAACACAUGUCAUUAUUUCUAAAUGGGGGAUAGGCACCAUGAAGUUUGAAACUGACUAUACACUAAAAGAUAUUGUUGAUCUUUCUUCCUUCCAUUAUUCUGUGAAAGAUGUUUCAGCUCCAAUUUCAAGUGGUUCUUUCCAACAUGAUGGUAUGAUUGUGGUCCCUUGCUCUAUGAAAACACUAUCGGCUAUUAAAACAGGUUACACAGAGGAUUUGAUCGUUAGGGCUGCUGAUGUUACGAUAAAGGAAAAGAGGAAACUGUUGUUAUGCGUUCGAGAAACUCCGUUAUCAAGUAUCCAUUUAGAAAACAUGUUAUCACUAAGUAAUAAAAAUGUUAUCAUAUUCCCACCAGUCCCUGCAUUUUAUACUAGACCUAAAACUAUAGACCAUAUCAUCCAACAAACUUCUGGAAGGAUUUUGGAUUGUUUUGGCUUUGAUACUAAAGAAUUUCCAAGAUGGAAUGGUAUUCAAAAUCCAAACGUUGUUGAAGAUGAGUGA
Messenger RNA from Hansenula anomala, 801 nucleotides. RefSeq names its product phenylacrylic acid decarboxylase PAD1 (gene PAD1). The transcript has a single exon. Gene Ontology annotation, molecular function: carboxy-lyase activity. The record is from RefSeq and is a predicted model, not a curated record. Lineage: Eukaryota; Fungi; Ascomycota; Saccharomycetes; Phaffomycetales; Wickerhamomycetaceae. Bases 1 to 801 code for a protein of 266 amino acids.